AUGGUGGCACUGUUGAGCGAGCUCCGAGCGUGUCUAAAACGGUGUUGCGAUUUGAGAGACUUAUCGACCGGCAAAAGUAUUCACGAGUGGAUCUCGCAAAGCGAGUACAGAGACCACAAGGGCCUGGCGAGCCAGCUCGUUCUUCUGUACGGGAGGUGCGGCCGCGUCGACGAGGCACGUACGGUGUUUGAUUCCAUCCAUGAUCCGAACUUACAAGCGUGGAACACUAUGACGAAUGCGUAUGCCCAGAACGGGUAUAUUGCUACGGCAGAGGAGAUGUUUCACUUGACGAAGAACAAAGAUGUUAUCUCCUGGAACUCAAUGAUUUCUGCUUACAAUAUCAACUCGAAAUUGCCAAAUGCUAGCAAGGUCUUCGCGAAAAUGCCUUCUUGGAAUGUCUCGACUUGGAACACUAUGAUCACAGCAUUUGCCGAAGAAGGGUAUUUGUUUCAAGCUAAAGAACUUUUUCUAUCUAUGAAAGAGAGAGAUGUAAUAUCAUGGAACGCCUUGUUGAAAGGAUUUGCGUUAGAGGGAUCCGUCAUGUCAGUGAGGUUCCUGUUUUUCUUGAUGCCUCAGAGGACACUCCUUUCAUGGAGUGUGAUGUUUCAUGCAUAUGCCCAGGGAAGGUUUCAUGACGAGACUUUAGAAAUCUUUCAGGCUAUGCCCGAGCACAACUCGAUCCUCUGGAAUACUUUGAUAUCCUCAUAUGCUCAGAGAUCUUCUCAUAUCGACACAGUCAAAGUACUUUUUGAUGACAUGCCUGAGCGAGAUGCCAUCUCCUGGAACACGCUUUUCGAAGCAUAUGCCCGUGGAGGAUACCAUGACAAAAGCAAGCUUAUCUUUGCAAAGAUGCCGGAAAGGAGCAGUGUGGCUUGGACCAUUAUGCUGCAGGUAUAUGCCGACAACAAUGAGCUAGAAGAAGUGAAAAAGACUUUUGAAACAAUGCAGGGUCAUCAGGACAAUGUGUGCAAGACAACUAUGAUCUUGGCGUAUGCCCAAAACGGGCAUCUCAGGGAUUCCAAGGAAAUCUUUGAUCAUAUGACCCAACGCGACGUGAUAUCCUGGACUGCAAUGUGCAAUUCAUACGUCCUGAACUACAUUGUUUGCGAUGCAAAGGUGACGUUCGAUCGGAUGCCUGCAUGGAGCCUUGUGACACUAAACGCAAUUUUAACUGCGUAUUUCCAAAACCAUCUCCUAGAAUCGGCAGCGCAGUUGUUUGAUACAAUGCCCGAAAGAGAUGUUGUGUCUUGGAAUGCGAUUCUCUCCGGCUAUGGACAGAACCAAAGCUUCAAAGAAGGGAUCAAAGCAUACACUUUGAUGCCUGGACACAAUGCCGUGUCGUGGACAAGCAUGAUCGCAAUGUUUGGGUGCAAUGGAAAAGUAGUAGAAGCGAAGGAAAUCUUCGAUCUGAUGCGUGAGAGGGCAUCACUGGCGUGGAACUGCAUGCUUGGCACGUAUGCCCAGUCUGGGCAUCUGGAGAAAGCAAAGUUCUCUUUCAUGGUUAUGCCGUUUCAUAGCCCAACUACGGCGGACAUUAUGAUUUCCAUGCAUGCUCACUCGGGGAACUUUGGUGAUGCGAUACGGAUUCUCUGCCACCUUUGUUUGCAAGGCCUAAUGCCCACCGACAUGACCUUUCUGGGCAUCUUGAGCGGAUGCAACCACGUUGGGCUUCUUGGUCUUGGGCGCGAGUGUUUUGUAGAAAUGCAGGGUGAUUACAGCAUUGCUCCCAGCAAGCAGCACUUUAGCUGCAUGGUGGACGUGUUGGGUCGAGCGGGACAAAUGGAACUUUGCGAGGAUUUGAUCAAGCAUAUGCCCUUUUUGCCAGACUCGAUUGCAUGGAUCUCACUCCUGGCAUCAAGUAAGAUCAACAAGGAUCAAGAUUUUGCUAGGCUUGCAUCUCGAGAGCUCCAGAACUUGAUACCCAACCAAAGUGCACCAUAUCUGUUGCUCUCCGGUACUAUAGUUGUGUAA
Messenger RNA from Selaginella moellendorffii, 1971 nucleotides. RefSeq names its product pentatricopeptide repeat-containing protein At4g02750-like. Gene Ontology annotation, molecular function: protein binding. The transcript has a single exon. Lineage: Eukaryota; Viridiplantae; Streptophyta; Lycopodiopsida; Selaginellales; Selaginellaceae. The record is from RefSeq and is a predicted model, not a curated record. Bases 1 to 1971 code for a protein of 656 amino acids.